AUGCCCCGUCAGAGUGCCCUGCUCCCUCCUUGGGCCUUUCACGCCAGCCCAGCAUUUCGGGGGGAUUUUUGUCCCGGGCCUGCGGCGCAACGGGCCAGAGCCGAUCGCGGCAGGCGGGCGCAGCGGGGACGGGGAGACGCGCGCCCGGCACAGACGCGCGCAGCGCUCCGGCCGUCGGCAGCCACCGCCGCGCCGCGUCCGCGGGGCCGGGCCGGGGCGCCGAACGCGGGGCGCGGCGCCGGGGGGCGGGGGCCGGGGGCGGCGGCGCUCCCCGCCCAGCAGCCGCAGCCGCGGGCCGGGCGCGGGGGGCGCAGCGGAGCGGCGGCGGCGGCGCGCAGGGCCAUGUCGGCGCCGUGCCCGCGCCUGCCCGCCGCCGGGUCAGCACCGGCGGAGGCGGACAGCGCCGGCGGCAUGGAGCCGCCCGCCGCCGCCGCCGCCGCCGCCGGGGCCGCCGCCCUGGAGCUGGCCCUGGAGGAGGAGCUGGCGCUGCUGGCCGCCGCCGGGGAACCGCCGGAACCGCCGCCCGCCGCCGCCGCCCGCGACCCCGAGCUGCUGUCGCUGAUCCGGCAGAAGGAGAAGGACCUGGUGCUGGCGGCGCGGCUGGGCAAGGCGCUGCUCGAGCGCAACCAGGACAUGAGCCGCCAGUACGAGAGGAUGCACAAGGAGCUCACCGACAAGCUGGAGCACCUGGAACAAGAGAAGCACGAACUGCGGAGGCGGUUUGAGAACAAGGAAGGAGAAUGGGAAGGAAGGGUGUCUGAACUGGAAAGCGAUGUGAAGCAGCUGCAGGAUGAGCUGGAGAGGCAGCAGGUUCACCUGCGGGAAGCCGACCGUGAGAAGACACGGGCUGUCCAGGAACUCUCUGAACAGAACCAAAGACUCCUGGACCAGCUCAGCAGGGCAUCCGAGGUGGAGCGGCAGCUCUCCCUGCAGGUCCACACGCUCCGGGAGGACUUUCGGGAGAAGAACUCCUCCAGCAGUCAACACAUCGUGCGGCUCGAGAGCCUCCAGGCUGAGAUCAAAAUGCUGACGGACAGAAAGCGAGAGCUGGAGCAUCGCCUUAGUGCCAUGAUGGAGGAGAACGACCUGCUUCAGGGAACGGUGGAGGAGCUGCAGGACCGAGUCCUCAUCUUGGAGAGACAAAGCCAUGACAAGGACCUGCAGCUGCACCAAAGCCAGAUGGAGCUCCAGGAGGUGCGGCUGUCCUACCGGCAGCUGCAGGGGAAGGUAGAAGAGCUCAGCGAGGAGAGAAGUCUCCAAAAUUUCAACACAACCAGCACGUCCCUGCUGUCUGAGAUAGAGCAGAGCAUGGAGGCAGAGGAGCUGGAACAAGAACGAGAACAGCUGAGGCUGCAGCUCUGGGAGGCAUAUUGCCAAGUGCGGUAUCUCUGCUCCCAUCUCAGAGGAAAUGACAGCGCAGACUCCGCCGUCUCCACGGACUCCUCCAUGGAUGAGUCUUCAGAAACCUCAUCAGCCAAAGAUGUCCCGGCCGGCAGCCUACGGGCAGCUCUCAGCGAGCUGAAAAGGCUGAUACAAAACGUGCUGGAUGGGGCAGACUCCACGAGCUCUCGGCGGAGCGACGAUGACUCCUUAGAGGAACAGAUCAGGAGAACAAGUGAGGACUCAAGAGCCCUGAGGGAGUUAAUGGAGGGAGAACGGGGGAAACUGAGGCAAAGUCUGGAGGAGCUGCAGAGGCUGCACAGCCAGGUCACACUGCUGAGCGUGGAGAUGACGACGCUGAAGGAGGAGCGGGACCGGCUGAGGGGAGCUGCAGAAGACAAGGAGACGAGCGAACGGCUCCUGCAGGCCAUCCGGGAUCGGGACGAGGCCAUCGCCAAGAAGAACGCUGUGGAGGUGGAGCUGGCCAAGUGCAAGAUCGACAUGAUGUCCCUCAACAGCCAGUUGCUGGAUGCCAUCCAGCAGAAGGUGAACCUCUCGCAGCAGCUGGAGGCCUGGCAGGAUGACAUGCACAGGGUCAUUGACCAGCAGCUGAUGGACAAACACCCGAAGGAAUGGAGCCAGCUUGCUUAUUCCUUCUCCAGUGGCUACGUCGCAAAGCAGAGUGCCAGACCCUCCCCUGUGCUCCGGCCAGAGCCGCAGGGGGAUGAGCCCAGUGGGGCAGAAGGGCACCGUCUCUUUUCCUUUUUCAAGAAAAAUUAACUUGAAAAAGAGAAACCUCUCCAACCAUUCUUGCUUCAAGAUGGGGAGGGGGCAGCUGCCCAGCUUGCUGAUGGACCCAACGCUGAUCCACCGGGAAUAAGAAGGGGCAAAGGAGUUAACCUUGAGACUCUGCACUAUUAACGCCGCACCUGGUCUGAACCAAAUGUUUACAUAAAUUGGAAAUUUGCAAAUUGACAUUGUGCUACAGAUGGAAAGCAACUUUUCUUAUUCUUCAAGUGAAGCGAUGAACUUCAGGGUAUAUUUUAGGCGCUUUGACACGGUUUAGUUUCUGCUGUGAAGAAUAAUCUGAUUGAUUGUCUUAAAAGCAUUCUGAUGCUGGAGAAGGAAAUAAGCAGCCCCAAGACAAAGCAGCGCAGGGGAUUGGGAACUGCCAUCACAGCGAGUGCAGGGGGAAGAAGAGAGCCCAAUGCAAGAGAAGAGAGGAGCCCUCAUACAGCCCUCCAGGCCUGGCAACUGAUGUCCUUCAUCCAUCCCACUGGGAGCAGAGCUGCUUUGGCUGCAGCACUGCCAUGUUUUGAGAAGAUGAACCCUCACUGCACAUCCUACCUGGGCAUGCCUGUGGCUCUGUGGAGCUGCUCACCCCCGCGGGGAACCCAGGCUCCUUGCAGGUCAUGGCAGUUGUAAGUUUGUGUCUUCUGCAGCCUGUUAGAAGAGUUGCAGAGUCUGUAGGUGCACAAAAAUGUUAAGGACUUCUUCCCAUCCCUAUUGGCCACCUGCAACAGAUUACAAACUGAAUAACGUUGUGGAUGUUCAGUCCUGGGGCCUCCAAAGGUCAAAAGUAGAUGUGGAACUUCAGCACGUCGCACACCUUUCCCCUAAAGCCAUGUAUCUCUCGUAAACCGAGUAAGAAACCUGUUAUUGUAACAGGAUAAUCUCCCACCCAAAAAAACCCCCACAACUCAUUGAGAUCCUGUCCAUAAUGAAAUCAAAGGCUCACCACUGCUAGGCUGGCAGAUGUGAUCCUUAAAUCCGUGUCACAUCCGGAUCACAUCACAUCCGCUGGCAGAUGUGAUCCAUGCCGAAAACACACGGGCAUCUACCUUUGCUAAAGCCCCAGGCAAUCAGGGCACCUGCAGAGCUCUGGGGAUCCUGCAGCUUGCCCUUUGUGCCCUGCAGUACCAUUAGCUGUGGUCUGAUGGAAAUGAUGUGUAUUUGUUCUGCCCAUGGGUCAUUUCCCACUCAGCCCCUCAGCAAACAGGCAGCCAGAUCUCCUCUUAACCAAAGGUGAUCAAAGCCUGCUUUGCUGCAACCAAGACUUGACCAACAAGAAGGAAAAUUAGUAUUUCUGGUGUAUGCACACGGUGGUGCUGGAAACCCUGCAAUACAUUUCCCUAUGCACUGGAUGGGCACCUUAGAGCUCUUCCCUUUGAUAGAGUCUGCCUUCAUGAGACAGCAAGGCAGCCAGGCCAAGCUCAGAGCUGUCCUGCCUCCAUCAUGUGAUUUUCACAUGUUCUCCCAGCUCACAAUGCCCACAGACCCCAAUUUGUUUCCCUGCUGCUUCGAGGAGGCUCCUUCCUACACUGUCCCACAGGAGAUGGAACACAUACAGCUCUUCCCAGCUCAGCACAGGUGCUAAAACACCUUCUUAGGGGGAGCUGCCAAUCCCUGCUCCAUAUUGACAGUCACAGGUAUGCUGCUAGAAUUAGCCAUCCAGCACCUCCUCCUUAGAAGCAGGUAAGAGGUUGGUGGGUUGUUGUUUAAUGUAUUUAUUUAUUGCAUCGAGCAUACAUAAUACCUCAGUAGAAAUAUCCUUUCUGCCUACAAAGAUCUGAGCAUCCCCACGUUUCCUUAUUAGCACGGAGCUGCCAUGCUGGUACAAAGUCAGUAAACAUCAGGUCAGCUCUGCAAAGAGCAAAGCACUCUUUGGGGAUAGAGAAGGAUGAGUGGUAAAACUCAUUUACCUGAAAGCAAUGAAACCUGGAUCCCAGGUCCUACCCAAGAAGUAAUUAAAGCACCAUCAACAUCGUUUAAUGCUAAUAGGGAAGGGAGCUUGGAACCUCAUCAGCAGGAAAGGAAACCAAACCUCUCCUCCUGCUGAGCGUCUGCUUGUAGUGCAAACUAAGGGAAGGGACUCCGUGCAGUGCCAAGAGUGCUCUCAGGACAGAAAACCCUCAUCCUCCCAUCAUACCUACAUUAUGACUCCUCACAGGACAGAGACACGAGGCACGUGCUCAGCAUCUCCUGCCGUCAGGACUCACUCAUGCCCAUAUGCAUUAAGAAGCUCUGUUACCUGCAGAAUUGGCGUGGAUAGAUGGAUGCCAGUGAUCCCUGUGAGCAGUUGUCUUACACAGCAGUUCUUUGGAAAUGACACUGCAUAUUUUUGGGAGUCAUGUGAACAUCUCCGUCCUCACAGCUCCUUAUUCUGCUGUCAGCAUUCACUUCCCAGGCCCCAGCAGCUCUCUGCAGACCACGUGCUGACAGCUGAGUGGGACCUUCCCCCCUUGAAGAUGUCUGUCUGUAUGCAAUCCUAAGUAAAGGACCUUCAGUUACUCAAUGAAGAUGCAGCAAUGAGACGAAGAAAGGUGCCUUCUGCUACACGUUUGCUGAGAGGAAAGUGACUCAUUUGGUUGCAGGGGUAGGCAAUUGAAAUGCACAGCACAUCUCUGCAUUUAAGGAGAAACCUACCCUAAUCCCAUUGCAAUUUUAUUUAUUUAUUAGCAGUGACGGAAGAGGAUGCAAAAGGAAGGACAGCGCGUCCCAAGGUGCCAGCUGGGUAUGGUUUCUUCAAACUAACCCCUUAAUCCUACAGACUUAGUUGCACUACUAAACCCAGAAAUACAAGAGAACUGUGUUUAACGAACUGGACAACAGACCAAAGGAGACCUCCUUGUGCUCAGCUGCUACUCAAUAGGAACAGAAACUGCCUUAACAUAGCAGCUAAGCUUCGUUUCGUUUUAUUGAAAACUUACUCAGUCCUUCACAUUCUUGUGUGUCACAUUGUGUUUUAAGGUCCCAACUAUUUCACCUUGAACGGUCAUUGAAGCACUCAUCCCCUUCUGUAGAGGCCAGGAACCUGGAACUGUCCUUGCAGGGCUGGGUUAGAAGAUGCUCCACUUGUGAUAGUCUGUAUUUUAGGAUACACAUGGCAUAAAGAAAACAUCAGCUCCACUGAAUGGAAUGGAGGAAGUGCAUUAAUCCAGCAGGCACACAGGAUCCCAAAGCAGACUUAACAAGAGGGAUCAGCAGCUCUAAAUACAACACUCACCCUUCUGAGAUGAUGGUAAAUAACCCAGCAGUGCUGCACAGUCACCGCUCGAGUUUUGCACAUGCAGAAGACACCUGCUGAGAUGAAGGUUACAAAGAACUUUCCCACAGUUGAGCAACAGGUGACUGGGCAAAUGUUUUCUGUGUAAGGGAGAAGGGAUGAUUCUCCCUUUAAUAAACUCUGCAAGGGAAGCAACAGUAAACAAGGAAUACGUGAAUGAAAGGCAAGUCACUCGCACUUUAUGUUACUUCAAACUUGGAUCAGCAACUUGCCAUCAAGAUGAAUGCUAAAUCAAUUAACGACAACAGAAUAAUUUUGCACAGAGCAGCAAGAAGUGAGGUUAGAGGCAGUGCUGCAUGCACAAGGACUUCAUAGCUGUAUGCACUUGUCCUACUUAGAAUGCUAAAUUCCUGAUAUGCCUCUGCAGCAGGCAAUCUCUCCACUCCCCACUCGGCUAAAAAAAGCAAGAUUGUUGUAACCAAAAGCCAAGAAAGGAAGCGUCUGGGUGCUGCAGUAACCAUUCCCUUGGAUUGAGAGGGAAAAGCACACAGCAGGGACAAGCAGAAAGAAUGUAUCUAUAGAUAUGUACAUAAACCACAGUGCUGUAAUUUUUGUAUGUAGCAGUCAUGUAAAUAAAUGUAUGGUUUUUAUAAGAUACAUAUUAUGAAAAUCUAUAAAGGCAUAUUUUUAGUAAAAAAGAUGCUCUUCUUUUGUAAAUAGUUCUCUUCAGAAUAAAACAGACCAUUUAUAUACUGUCUCAGCUCUCAAGUCACUGCUUAUCCUGCCCACCUGCAGAAG
Messenger RNA from Tympanuchus pallidicinctus (lesser prairie-chicken), 6184 nucleotides. It is a transcript of the gene BICDL1, whose product is annotated as BICD family like cargo adaptor 1. The record is from RefSeq and is a predicted model, not a curated record. Gene Ontology annotation, biological process: vesicle transport along microtubule; Golgi to secretory granule transport. The transcript has 10 exons. Lineage: Eukaryota; Metazoa; Chordata; Aves; Galliformes; Phasianidae. Bases 1 to 2160 code for a protein of 719 amino acids.